AUGCGAAUAAGGGAGAACUCCUUUCUUCAGGAGAUUAUUGAUCUCAUGAAGAAACUGGAUCGGGUGGACGAAAGAAUGAAGCGGUACGAAUCCGACGUGAGGUCGCUCCAGAGCCAGAUCCCCGAAUUGCUGAAAAUCGGAGACAGCGGAAGCAUCUUCCCGGGACAGGACAAGGACACGGGAACGGCCUCCGGGACGGGCAACCAGGAAUCGCCCGAGGCCUUCGCGGCCGACAUCGCAGAGGGAGAAUGCUCCUUUGCCCGAGACGACCCGUCUGCGCUUCUAGAUUUGUACCGCCAGAUCCCAUUUGACAAUCCCGAUGGAGGAGUCUGGAAGCAAGGUUGGGAUCUCCAGUACAAUGCCAGCCAGUGGAAGACGAAAACUCUGCGGGUGUUUGUCGUCCCACACUCCCACAACGAUCCCGGGUGGAUCAAGACCUUCGAGGAGUAUUUCCAAACCCAGACGCUAGGGAUCUUGGACAGCAUGGCAGCCAAGCUGGAAGAGCACAAGGAGAUGACCAUGAUCUGGGCCGAGGUCUCCUUCUUCUCCCUCUGGUGGAACCAGGCCUCGGAUGCACAGAAGCAGCAGAUCAUCAGUCACGUGUCGAACAAGAAGCUGGAGUUCGUCCUGGGCGGAUGGGUGAUGAACGACGAAGCCAACACGCACUACUUUGCCAUGAUCCAGCAGAUGAUCGAGGGGCACGAGUGGCUCGCGAACCACCUUGGGAUCAUGCCCAAGAACGGAUGGGCGAUCGACCCGUUCGGCCUGUCGCCGACGAUGGCGUACCUGCUGAGGCGGAUGGGCUUCACGGCAAUGGUCAUCCAGCGGGUCCACUACGCGGUCAAGAAGCAGCUGGCGCUGAAGAAGCAGCUGGAGUUUCGCUGGCAACAGGCUUGGGACUUUGUUACAUCUGCCGUUCACGUGAACCGUGAACCUUGCCUUGCAGAUUCCGAGGGUAAGGACGGGAUCCUGACCCACCUGAUGCCGUUCUACAGCUACGACGUCCCGCACACAUGCGGCCCCGACCCAAAGGUGUGCUGCCAGUUCGACUUCGCCCGCACCGCCACGCGCUUCGGCUGUCCGUGGCGGGUCAACCCGACGGCCGUGUCGCCGGCCAACGUGAAGGAGAAGGCGGGGCUGCUGCUGGACCAGUACCGCAAGAAGGCGCAGCUGUUCCGUACCAACACGCUGCUGGUGCAGCUGGGGGAUGACUUCCGCUAUGCGACCCCGCAGGAGUGGGAUCUUCAGUUCUCCAACUACCAGAAGAUCUUUGAGUACUUCGCGAGUCAUCCGGAGCUUCAUGUUCAAGUAAGGAAAGGUUGCCUUAGGGUCGUGGCUCAGUUUGGAACCCUGGAGGACUAUUUCACGGCCUUGAGUGACGAAAUCCAGGAGGAAGACUUGCCCUCACUGUCGGGGGAUUUCUUCACCUACAACGACCGCGGAGACCAUUACUGGAGCGGAUACUACACGUCCCGUCCCUUCCACAAGCACCUGGACCGGGUGCUGGAGCAUCACCUGCGAGGGGCCGAGAUCCUGUACAGCCUCGCGCUGGCCCACGCGGGGAGCACGGUGCCGGACUGGAUGGAGAAGGUCCUUCCGGGACUGGUGGAGGCGAGGCGCUCGAUCGCCCUCUUCCAGCAUCACGAUGGCAUCACGGGGACUGGUAGGGAUCAUGUGGUGAUGGACUAUGCUCAGAAGCUUCUUGCAGCCUUCAACAAGCUGAGCGGAAUAAUCGCUUCCUGCUCGGAUUACCUGCUGCGCAAGGACCGGGAGCACUUUGAUGGAAAGGCACUGCUGCAGCUGGACGAGGCGAGGAGUGAGGUGUCCUUGCCAAAAUACAAGGUGUUGGACUCGGAAGCAGUGACGCCUGAUCUGGGGGCCACGGUCGUUCUUUUCAAUCCCCUCGUCCACCGGCGUCGGGAGAUCGUGGCCAUCAGGACGCUCACCCCCGAUGUAUCGGUGUACAAAGCAGUGGAGGACGAGCUGGAGGAGGUGGAGAUCCAGAUCAGUCCCGUGUUCGAGAAGGAGGACGGGUUCACCAUCUCGUUCCUGGCCGACCUCCCUCCGCUCUCCCUGGGGACGUAUCAUUUCAAGACCUCCCCUGAGGCCAAUGAGGAUGGCAUGGCCAUGGCCACCAUUUCCGUCAUGAACUACGAGCCCGUCCCCGACACGCUGUACAUCCACCUGAAGGAGGAGGGACUGGACGUCGACGUCAAGAUCGAGUUCGUGCAUUACGGAACGAGCGCAACGGCGGACCGGAACAGCGGGGCGUACCUGUUCCUCCCGCAGGGACCUGCACGGCCGGUGGUCAUCGACGAAGGAACUCCCGUCACGGUUGUGCGCGGUCCCCACAUGUCCUCUGUCACUGUCACCGCCAGGGAUUUCCAGCAUACUGUUACCCUGAAGACCUCUCCUGGUUUGGAUGGUCUUGGCCUGGAGAUCAACAAUUUGGUGGACAUCAAGUUAAAUAUGGACUAUGAGCUGGCAAUGCGUAUCUCUUCCAACAUCAAGAGUGGCAAUACAUUCUAUACUGACCUCAAUGGAUUUCAGGUGCUGAAGCGGGAGACAUUGCUGGACAAGAUCCCCAUCCAAGGAAAUUUCUAUCCGAUGCCCACCAUGGCCUUCGUCGAGGACCCUGAUUACCGACUCACGCUGCUCACACGCCAGCCACUCGGAGUGGGGAGCCUGGCGAGCGGGCAGCUGGAGGUGAUGCAGGAUCGGCGUUUCAGUCGAGACGACAACCGUGGGCUCGGGCAAGGAGUCAAGGACAACCGACCGACUCGGCUCUCCUUCUCACUUCUCCUUGAGAAGCGUGUGUCUGGUGAAGUCCCUAUUUCAGAGGAGCAGGUGAUGGGCUUCCCAUCUCUCUCUGCGCAAUUGGCAAGCCAGUCCCUCAUCUACCCGAUAUUCCGCCUGUUGCCCACGUCCCCGACCGUGGUCCCACGCCACGUCACGUAUGCGCCCAUGCAGAACGAAGAUGCUCUGCCGUGCGACAUCCACAUGGUGAACCUGCGCACCAUGAUUCACGAGACGCCGCUGAAACCCUCCAAUGCCUCGGCCAUCAUCCUCCAUCGUCUGGGGUUCAACUGCGACUUCAAAUCGCCGCCUGUGAAGUGCUCGACCAAACAUGGACAGGUGGACUUGAACGAGGUGUUCCCCCACGUGUUCCAGUCGGAAGCGCAGGAAGCUUCUCUCUCCCUGAUGUAUCGAGGCGAGCCGUUCAACAAGGCCACCCCCAUCAGCCUCGACCCGAUGGAGAUCUAUUCCGUCCUCCUGUUCCGAUGAACCCCCGCCCUCCCCGCUCCACCUGUGAUCGCAUUCCUGGAGACUCCGUCGAGUCCCUUUCGGCUCCGUAUUGUGAUAUGAAACCGAGUCUGAUGAGAUUUUGGCUGUCUGCAUUUGAUGCAUUUCUCAGGUUGAGAAUUCACGUUCAAGCCAUUUGCAGCACCAAUGCACGACAGUAACCACUCUUGACCCUUGAAAAGAUUUAUUUUAAAUUGCAUUUUGAGAUGUUCAUUGUUUGUUUUUGGAUUACUUGUGAUUUUUGUGAAGCAUUUGCCAUGCUUUCAGAGGGUUUUUGAUUUCACAAUCAUUGCCUGGAAUAUUCUGAUUAUCGGAAUUUCAUCUAUCACAAAAAAUGCUUAAUCUUUGAAUAUUUUUAAUUAGAGAAUUUUUUAAGUUUUAUUUUUUGAGAUUUGAGGUAAAAAAAAGUCCUAUUUAAUCAUUACUUCUUCUGAUGCAGAUUGAAUUGACUGUUAUCUUGAUUGUGUGCACAUGUAGCACAAGCGACAGUGAUGCAUUUUCUCGUUCGUCCUUCGACCCCCAUCUCUGAUCGUUCAGUAUUUUUUUCGCCUUUGUCGGUUUGGUUCGAACGCACCCGCGCAACAUCUCCGCUGAUCCGAGCGGCGCGCACCCGGGUCACGGUAGGAGCGGCCUUCACUUAGUGGCACACGAGCGGUCGCGCUCGACCUUUUUGUUCGUGAGGGGCAGCACAAAAGGCUUGUGAUGUUCCGGUUGGACAUCUGUGAUACUUUCAUCAAGAGGCAGAGAGAAGAAAUUCAGGGGAAAAAUGUCGAAAUCACCCUUUUAUUCCUGCUGCCAUGGUUUUCAUUGAGUUGUUUGAAUUGUUUUCUGAGUUUUGACUGAAAAUGAAGGACUUUCAAGACGUUA
Messenger RNA from Darwinula stevensoni, 4170 nucleotides. The record is from the annotation of a GenBank genome assembly. Lineage: Eukaryota; Metazoa; Arthropoda; Ostracoda; Podocopida; Darwinulidae.